This is a messenger RNA of Adineta ricciae, 2175 nucleotides long. The record is from the annotation of a GenBank genome assembly. Lineage: Eukaryota; Metazoa; Rotifera; Eurotatoria; Adinetida; Adinetidae.
AUGCUUUAUUCAGGUGCAUCACACGACAGAAAAACACGAAAAGCUCAUGGUGUGGCAAUCUGUCUCAACCCGAUUGCCACAAAGGUUUGGAAGGAUUCAGGGAGUGAAUGGGUACCAAUAAAUGAACGAAUUAUAAAAAUUCGACUCUACUGUGCACCAGUACACAUCACUGUUAUUGCAGUCUAUUCUCCUAUCAAUCCAAUAACUAAACAAAUGAGUGAUGAAAGUGAUAAAUUCUAUAACGAUCUACAAGAUACAUUGAGUGAUGUAUCAACAAAAGACAUGAUCAUCAUUAUGGGUGAUCUAAAUGCAAGAGUUGGCGAUAAUAAGCAAAAACGACAUCAACACGUGAAAAGAAGCGGUAUAGGACCAUUCACAGUCGAUAUAGAAAACGAAAACGGGGCAAAACUUAUCGACUUCUGCGAGAUUAACAACAUCAUAAUCUCUAACACAUUUUUCGAGCAUAAAUUAAUGCAUCAAACAUCGUGGAUGCAUCCAAGAAAUAAAAAAUGGCACAUGAUUGACUAUGCACUUGUAAAUAAAAAGUUCAGAUCAAGUGUUGAAGAUGUUCGAAUGCUAAGAGGGGCAACAGGUGCGAUAGGGACCGAUCACCAUCUAAUGCGUGUCAAAAUUAAAAUACAUCUGAAAAGCAGAAAGAAAAAUGCUAACAAGAAGAAAAUAAACGUCGAUAGUACUAAGCUAAAAGAUGACCAAUUACUAGAGGCGUUUCAAAAAGAUCUUCAAAGCAUAUUGGCUGAUAAGGCAAAAGAUGACGGAAUUAGCAUUGAUCAGAGAUACGAACAAUUUUUGUCGCAAAUACAAGAAAAGGCUAAAUAUCAUUUUCCUGUAGACAAAAAUACAAACCGAAAAAGGAAAGAAUGGUUAACAAACGAGAUCCUAGAAGUUAUUGACCAAAAAUCAAUAGCCUUUGUUGAAUGGCAAAAUAAUCGUGGCUCGAGUAUGGAGUUCAAAUGUCAUAAAAACUAUAAACGACUCAGAAAAAUAGUAAAAAAAAUGACAGAACACCGUCAAGAAAUAUACUGGGAUGAACUAUGCGAAAACAUAGAGAAAUCGAUCAAAAAUAAUGAUCCUAUGACGGCUUUUUCCAUUAUUAGACGUCUCAGAGGAGGAAGUAAAAGAGACGAAAACAUGCCAGUACAAGAUAAAAGUGGUAAACUACUGGUAAAUUCAAGAGAUACCUUGAAUCGUUGGCGUGAAUUUUUUUAUGAUACUCUCAACGUAAACUCAUCUAUUGAUCAAAAUCUUAUUGAUCUAAUCGAAAUUCCGACUCUAUCAAUAACAGAAGAGCGGCGGCAAAAUGCUUCACUGUCUAUUGAAGAAGUGAGGAAAGCAUUAAGUCAGAUGAAGUCUAGGAGAGCUCCAGGUAGUGAUGAAGUUACAGUUGACAUCCUAAAAGCUGGUGGCGAACCAAUAAUACAUUGGCUGUUCAAAUUCUUUACUGACAUAUGGAACAGCGAACAGAUGGUAAAGGAAUGGAACAUGACAACCCUAAUCAAACUGUACAAAAAUAAAGGUGAUAGGAAAAUUUGCGACAACUAUAGAGGUAUUGCAUUAUUGAAUACAACUAGCAAACUGUUCUCGCGUAUUAUACUUAAUCGUAUACAGAAUCUAAUAGAUGGCCAACUAUUAGAAAUACAAUCUGGUUUUAGGUCAAAUAGAUCGACUAUAGAUCAGAUAUUCACUUUGAAAAUGACAAUGGAAAAAAGAAAAGCAUUCAAUAAGCCAUUAUUUAUGUGCUUUAUUGAUAUCACGAAAGCCUAUGACUCGGUCAAUCGUGAACUCUUAUGGAAAGUAUGUCGUAAUUAUGGCAUUACUGAUAAAUUGGUUAACCUAUUAAAAAUGCUAUAUAAAGAUUCAAUAGCAAAAGUCAAAAUAAAUGGGGAAAUGUCGGAUAGUUUCGAAAUGAAUACAGGUGUGAUGCAAGGAGGUAUUCCUUCUCCAAUCUUAUUCAAUAUUCUAUUCGACUUCAUCAUAAAAGAAGUCAUUAGUGAAGCUGCGAUAUCAGGAGUAAAAUUUUCAUAUGGCAGUAAUGAUUUCUGUCACGGGAAAAACGAAAAACAUGUUGACUUCGAUAUUUUAGCAUUAUUAUAUGCAGAUGAUCUCGUUGCAAUGUGUGAAAAGAUCUCGGUCGUAGGAAGUGAGCCAAAGGCGUGA